Messenger RNA from Paramecium tetraurelia, 558 nucleotides. RefSeq lists its product as uncharacterized. The transcript has a single exon. Lineage: Eukaryota; Ciliophora; Oligohymenophorea; Peniculida; Parameciidae. The record is from RefSeq and is a predicted model, not a curated record.
AUGGGAGCGUUAUAAACUUGUAUCAAAUAAAGAAUCUGUGAUCAAUAGACUGAGUAUUACAUUCCUUCAAUCUAGAAAAGAAAACAACUUAUUAAGCAUCCACAUAAAUAAAAUACAUUGAUUCCUCCACCUUCAUAGUUAGGAGAGGUUUAUGAAUCAUUAGAACUAUUAGAAUUAUCACUACAUGAAAAUAACAUUAAUCUAAACAUUAAUAAAACAGCUAUUUUAAUUAGGAGUUGCACUAAUCCGAAAUCUACUUAAUUCAACCCGAACAUAAAUCUAUCUUUGAAAUCUAAUAUCCAAAAUCAAUAAACCAUUCAAAAUUUAUCAUUUUAAGAUUCUUUCGAGUAGAGAGAGUAAGAGAUAAUGUAAAAGAAAUAGGCUUAUAAAGAUUCUUAAUUUAAAAUAUUUGCACAUAACCAGGGUGAAAAAAAGGAAGCUCAUGCUCAUAACAUAAAUAGCAAUUCAAUAGCUUAGAGAGCUCAAUUUUCUAAUAAUGAGGAUUCUCCAGUCUCAAUCCAAAGAGAUUCUGACACAAACACAAAAAAAGUAUAUUGA